Molecule: messenger RNA, 300 nt
Organism: Helianthus annuus (common sunflower)
Lineage: Eukaryota; Viridiplantae; Streptophyta; Magnoliopsida; Asterales; Asteraceae
Exons: 1
Coding region: 1-300 (99 amino acids)
Source: RefSeq, a predicted model, not a curated record
AUGAAAACAAAAGAUUUAUCAUUAGCAGUAGGGGAAUCUUCACUAGUACAACUAAUUACUGCAAGAAAGAGAGGGAGGCCAAGAAAAAUAGUGGAGAAAAGUGAAGAAGAAUGUGAAGAAGAAACAGAAGUAGAAAAACAUCAAGAUUUGCAACAAGAGAUGGACUCAAAGAAAGCAAAGUCUAAUGAAGAACUGGUCAAAGAAGAAGCAACAGAAGAACCAUCUCCUUUGUCUACUACUAGUAUCAAAGAUCAACCAAGAAGAAGCAGGAGAAAAAGCAAGCCCAUAAAGAGCUGCUAG